Molecule: messenger RNA, 582 nt
Organism: Coprinopsis cinerea okayama7#130
Lineage: Eukaryota; Fungi; Basidiomycota; Agaricomycetes; Agaricales; Psathyrellaceae
Exons: 3
Coding region: 1-582 (193 amino acids)
Source: RefSeq, a predicted model, not a curated record
AUGGCGGGUACACGAGGCGAUUGGGCUUGCAGUUCAGGCUCCAGCUCGAGAACAAAGGACGACGAUGGUGAUAAUGGAUAUUGCUCCAAUGGGACUGUGAACCGUCUCUUCGGUCACGCGAUGCACCAGUAUGUCAAUUUGGAGGACAGUGUCAAAGACCUCCAACAGCGAUCGACCCUCACCCGAAAAGAUGUCGACUUCAUCGAGAAAGAUGUCAACAGGCACGAAAAGAGGCUCAUCAGAAUCGAGGAGGACCUCCCCGAUCUACGCACAGAAGGACAACGAAUUGAAAGGAAAAUCGAGGAAGAGACGAAGCGUCUAGUCGACGAGAACGGGCAGUUGAAAGAGAAGUUGGAAGGCGGUUUCGAGAGGCUGAAAGAGUUGGAGGAGAGGAUGAAGGAAAGGGUGGGGCAGUUGGAGGAAAGGGUGGAGGAGAUGAGUGAUCGCUUGGAGGAGGUGGAAGUGAAAGGGAUGUUGCUGGAGGACCGGCAAGCGGAUGUCGAGAAGGCGUAUAAGAGGGAUAAUAGGGCUAGGCUGUUGAUUUUGGUGGUUAUCACGGCUCUCGUCGUUCUGUGCUGCUAA